Molecule: messenger RNA, 957 nt
Organism: Salvelinus namaycush (lake trout)
Lineage: Eukaryota; Metazoa; Chordata; Actinopteri; Salmoniformes; Salmonidae
Product: adenosine receptor A3-like
Exons: 2
Coding region: 1-957 (318 amino acids)
Biological process (GO): G protein-coupled adenosine receptor signaling pathway
Cellular component (GO): membrane; dendrite; synapse
Molecular function (GO): G protein-coupled adenosine receptor activity
Source: RefSeq, a predicted model, not a curated record
AUGUCUGGAGGAGAGGUGGCCUACACAGUGCUGGAGGUGCUGAUCGCUGUUGCCUGCUGUCUGGGCAAUGUGCUAGUGAUCUCGGCAGUGUGGUUGAGCAGCUCUCUACGGCAGCCCACCUUCUGCUUUAUGGUUUCUCUGGCUGUGGCAGACUUCCUUGUAGGUUCUGUGGCUGUGCCAGCGGCUAUACUGGUAGAUGGAAGAGUGCAGAUUUCAUUCAAUGUCUGUCUCUUCAUAAGCUGUGUGGAAAUUUUGUUGACAUUGGCCUCUGUACUGUUUCUACUAGCCAUCUCUGUGGACCGAUAUCUACGAGUCUUCAUCCCUCUCAGGUACAAGAGGACAGUAACAGAGAGGAGAUCUUGGGUGAUGGUAGCAAUAUGUUGGUUUGUUGCCUUCAUGUUGAGCUUCCCACCCAUGUUUGGGUGGUACAACCAUGACACCUUGUCUCACUCAGGGAACUCAACCACCAUCAUUUGCCGUUUCCUGGCUGUGAUUCCCAUGUCAUACAUCGUAUACUUCAAUUUCUUCCUCUGCACCCUCACACCGUUGCUUAUCAUGGCUGUCCUGUACUGCUACAUAUUCUGUACGAUCCGGAAGAACCUGAAGGGGAGGACGGGUAGCGGUGCCCAGUCCCACAUCUACUUCAGGAAGGAGAGGAGCCUGGCCCGAUCCCUGACUCUGGUCCUUGUACUCUUCGCCUUUUGCUGGCUCCCUCUACACUUCAUGAACUGUGUUGCCUACUUUGGUGACACAUCAAACAUACCCCAACAGGCCUUCUAUGUGGGCAUCCUCCUCUCCCAUGGCAAUUCAGCUGUCAACCCGAUCGUGUAUGCCUUCAAGAUCCGCAAGAUCCAGGAAGCAUACCUGAGGAUAUGGAGGAAGUUUGUGUAUCGAGGUGACAACCAGACCACUGAGAAGAACACCAGCAGUAACCCUAGGGUAGCCAGGAAUGACUGA